AUGGGAUAUGCCAAGCAGAGAACUCACUCCCUUUGGUACUUUGUCACGUUUAUUGCGGGCCCAAGCCCCUUCCCGGAGUUGGUGGUUGUGGGCAUGGUGGAUGAUAUUUUGGUGGACCACUAUGACAGCUUUUCCAGGACGAUCACCUCGCGGCAGCACUGGCAGAAGGAAGAGGACAGUGUGGCCUACGCAGAGAUGAAACGCAUUAUCAUUGCAGACAUCUCGGACAGCCUCAAAUCCAGACUUCAAUACAUGAGAGAGCAUUUAAAUCACAGUGGUACACUCCACACAUACCAGAGAUUCGCUGGGUGUGAGCUGGAUGAUGACGGCACUGAGAGAUUCAAAGCACAGGACGCCUACAAUGGGAAGGAUGUGCUCUCUUUCGAUACACAGGCUAACACCUGGAGUACUCUCAUCCUAGAAAUGCAGAUAGACUCAUGGCUGGUGCAAUCCUACAAAGGGCUAAGUCAUUAUGUUUACCAAUCCUUCUGCGUACGCCUUUUGAAGCGCUUCCUUGAACAGGGAAGGAGUAUACUGAAACAACGAGUGAAACCCAAGAUUAGAGUUUUGCAGAAACAAGUAGGCAGUGCUGGUGCUGUAGAAGUAACCUGUCUGGCGACGGGAUUCUACCCUCGACACAUCAAGCUGACCUUGCAGAGGGAUAACCAGCCUGUUCAGGAGCAGGAGCUGAUCAGAGGCGAUAUUCUGCCAAAUUGUGACGGGACGUACCAACAGAGGAUGAGCCUGAGUGUCAGUGCUGAAGAGCUGAGAGUGGGACACCGCUACACCUGUAGUGUUAGACAUGUCAGCAUGGACAACAAGCUGGAUAUCUCCUGGGACUCACCUCAGAAGCCAAGCAUUGGUCUGAUCUCAGGCACAGUGGUCACAGCUCUGAUCAUUGUCCUUUUCAUCAUCAUCAUCAUCCUCAUCCUCAUCUGGAGGAAGAGGAAGAGCAAUGUGCUAGAAAAGCGCAGGUCUGAGAAGAGUGAGGAAGAGAUGGAAACAAUCAACACUGCUGCGGAAGAUGUGGCCGGAUGUGUGGAGAUGGAAAGAUAGGAAGAGUGAAAGGAAGGUUGAAAAAUGGCCUACAAAUGCAAAAUAGCUGCAAAAAAGAGUAGCAGACACAGGUCUAGCUGUUCAUAGGACAACAAUACAACUCUCUUUAAACAACAAAGACCUACAUGCCUGAGUUGGCAGAAAGAACGACCUCAACACAAAAUUAAGUGUCUGAAAUUUGCAAAAGAAAACAUUGAAUGGCUACCACAGUCCCCAGACUUAAAUAUUAUUGAAAAUCUGCAUAGAGAUCUCAAACAUGCUGUACAUCCAAGGAGGCCCAAGAGCUAGAGGUGUUCUGCCAGGAAGAAUGGGGAAAAAUUCCAAAAGCGAGAAUUGAAAUUUAUGCUGUCUACGUUUACAAGCUGUUAUAGCUGCCCGAGGAGUUACAAAGUAUUAACUGACAGGGUUCCCAAACUUUUGCACAGGGUCUUUU
Messenger RNA from Conger conger (European conger), 1489 nucleotides. RefSeq names its product major histocompatibility complex class I-related gene protein-like. The record is from RefSeq and is a predicted model, not a curated record. The transcript is spliced from 5 exons. NCBI's taxonomy places the organism in Eukaryota, Metazoa, Chordata, Actinopteri, Anguilliformes, Congridae. Gene Ontology annotation, cellular component: external side of plasma membrane. Bases 1 to 1056 code for a protein of 351 amino acids. Gene Ontology annotation, biological process: immune response.